Molecule: messenger RNA, 2097 nt
Organism: Nylanderia fulva
Lineage: Eukaryota; Metazoa; Arthropoda; Insecta; Hymenoptera; Formicidae
Product: cytochrome P450 305M2
Biological process (GO): xenobiotic metabolic process
Cellular component (GO): cytoplasm; intracellular membrane-bounded organelle
Molecular function (GO): heme binding; steroid hydroxylase activity; oxidoreductase activity, acting on paired donors, with incorporation or reduction of molecular oxygen, reduced flavin or flavoprotein as one donor, and incorporation of one atom of oxygen
Source: RefSeq, a predicted model, not a curated record
AGAUGUCACAAGUCGAUCUCGUAUUCGAGCGCGAUUGAUCAUGCGCGUUUAAAUAUAAUGUCAGAGACGGGACCUACAUAAAGUAAAAGUGAUCGUGAAAAUCGGGUCGGUAAAUUCCUUUCAAGUUGAAUACGAGUUCGUAAGUGUGGAAAACUUUGAUUGAUUUUAAUGAUAAAUUUUUCUCACUAUCUGAAGGUGAUCUAUCUGCAUGUGGACGCGUGUCAAUUGACUAAUUCAAUCUUUUAAGCCCGAAAGCCCACUUAUUUCCGUUCGUCUCUAUGUCUAGUGAGCAGAAGACAGCAAUCUAUUCUAAGAAACGUCUGACAAUUACGAGUUAAAUAAAGUGAAAAAAAUCGAACCGGGAGACAAUGAUAACAAUGUUGAUUUUGGUAAUUUUGCUUCUUUUAUUUAUCAUUGUAAUGCAACGAAAAUUGAAAUAUCCAGCAAAUUAUCCACCAGGUCCUUUUCCAUGGCCAUUCAUUGGAAAUAUGUAUUAUUUUAAAAAAUUAUGUAAAAAACUUGGUGGACAACAUUUGGCAUUCUCGGAACUCUCCAAACAAUAUAAUAGCAAUGUCAUUAGUCUACGCUUAGGUGAUAGCGACACAAUUAUUGUUUCGAAUAGUAAAUCAAUUUACAAAGUAUUAAGCCAAACAGAGUAUGAUGGCCGGCCUUGGAAUGAAUUUAUAAAAAUACGAAAUAUGGGAAUGAGAAGCGGGAUCACCAUGAAUGACGGUCCAGAAUGGAAAAAGCUACGCAGCUGGACUGUAUACGCUUUGAAAAAUGCUGGAUUUGCUCAAAAACAAAUAAUGGAGCUUCUUUUGAAUGAACUGGAACUCAUCCUGAAGAAAUUGAAAAAGGGCGGCGUGCAAGAUAUACAAACUAUAAUUGCACCCACCAUCAUAAACGUACUUUGGAUCCUAAUUGCAGGAAAGCGAUUCUCUCAGGAUCAGAGGUUACAGAAUUUUUUGAAUCUGAUGCAACGUCGUUCAGUCAUUUUCGAUAUGUUUGGUGGAGUUCUGUCCAUUUUUCCUUGGCUUCGUUUUGUCUUUCCCGAGAAAUCGGGAUACAGCCUCCUCGUUAAAAUUAAUAAUGAAUUAAAGAGUUUAUUAAUGGAAGCUAUUAAUGAACACAAAGAACGAUUUAUCGAAGGAAAAAAGGAAGAUUUUAUCGAUAUGUUUCUCCAUGAAAUGUUGACGCAGAAAGAUAAGAAUACUGUGUUUUCAGACGAGAAUCUCAUUGUAACACUGAUCGAUCUCUUCAUCGCUGGAACAAAAACCACGACAGCGACUUUAGAAGUUCUCUUUUUGCAAAUGGCCAAUCAUCAGGACGUGCAACGCAAAUUACAAGAGGAAAUCGAUAUUAUAAUCGGUUCCAGAUUUCCACAUAUAGAGGAUAAAAUCAAAAUGCCUUUUACUGAAGCUGUACUUAUGGAAACUCAGCGUAGAUAUCUGGUGGCACCUGUUAUCGGUCCACGACGUGUCCUUGACGAUACAACUCUUGAAGGUUACACGAUACCAAAGAAUUCCACUGUUUUAAUUAAUAUUCAUAGUAUUAGUAUGGAUGAAGAAUUAUUUCCCGAUCCAGAAUCAUUUAAACCUGAAAGGCAUCUGGACGAGAAUGGAGCUUGUCGAAAGGUCGAAAAUUUCACACCAUUCGGAAAAGGAAAAAGACGAUGUCCAGGAGAAGCAUUGGCAAAAAGUGCAUUAUUUCUGUUGUUGGUUGGAGUAUUGCAAAAAUAUAAUUUACUUCCAGUACCAGGUGAAAAAUCCAUUACAGCAGAAUUUACCAGCGGAUUGAUAAUCUCGCCAAAGCCUUACAAAAUGUUAAUCGUUCCACGAUAAUAAUUAAACUAUUUUAUUCAAAUUUUGAUUAUGUUGUUUUUAUUUUAGAUUAACAAAUUAUUAUCACAAAUUAAAAAAUUGUAGGCCCUUUUCGAAUACGUUUAGCAGUAUUUUCUCGUUUUCUAUACAGGAUAAAUGUAAAUCUAACUUCCGAGGAAGAGAGAUUUUGGUGAUUUAUUGUGAUAAAUGUAGUUAGAAAGUUUGUAAAUGAUCUAAGUGAUUGUGACGUAAAUAUACGAAUUUUAUCAAAAACUUA